Molecule: messenger RNA, 725 nt
Organism: Mustela erminea (ermine)
Lineage: Eukaryota; Metazoa; Chordata; Mammalia; Carnivora; Mustelidae
Product: formin-like protein 18
Exons: 2
Coding region: 160-522 (120 amino acids)
Source: RefSeq, a predicted model, not a curated record
GUUGUCACAGGGCCUGCGUCGGGAGCGGGGCUGCGUGCGAGGCGCGCGGGGGGUCCCCGCACCUGGGGCCGACGGAGCCGCGCGGGGGGCGGGGCGAUCCUGACCCUCGGGUCCGGCCCCGCCACCGGCCACACUGAGACCUCCGCGCCCGGGCGGACGAUGGCGCUCCCCCGUUCCGGCUCGCCGGGCUCCGACUUCGAGCUCGUUGGCCCCGCAGCCCCCUCGCCCCCCGCAGCCGCAGCCCUGAACCCCCGGGAGGCCGGCGCGGGCAGGGGGUCCGCUCCCUCCCACCCCCCGAGCCUCUCCAGCAGGGGGCGCCGUUGCCCCACUUGGGUGCCCCCGGCCUCCCCCGGCGGCCCCAGACUCGGGGCGCGCUCGUUGCACCCAGUUCGGGCCCCGGUGGAGCCGAGCCCGGCCGCCAGCCUCGUCCCCAGCGCCCGCUCCGAGCGGGACUCGUCCGCCGCUGGUGUCGCCGGGCGUCCGGCGGGUGUCCGGCGCCAAGAAGUCGAGCGCGGGGAGUGAGGUUGGGGAGGGGCGGGGAGCACGCCGGCCGCGACCCUGGGGCCGUGAGACCUGAGCGUCUGCGCCCCGGCCCUGGCGUCGCCUCCCCAGCCACCCCUCGCGCAGGAGCCCGCCGCCUCGGCCCCCCGCGCGCGCCGGACCCGCCCACGGGGGACCAGUUCCUGAGGCCGGGGAGCCGGGGCUCAGGGCCCCCCAGGUGGGGU